UUUUCUCAUGUUUUUCACUUUUUUCCUAAACAAUUCAAAUUUAAAUAUGUUCUUUAGCAAAAAAUGCCAUAAUUCAGUGAAAAGAUUAAUUAUUGAGUUUAAACACGUACGUUUUAAGUCUUCUGUAUCUUCAAUGAGCUGUAAUACCAAUGCUAAAGAGGCAUUAACCAUUCGUAUUCACAAACUGUCUGAAAAUCUUGGUUGUACAGCUCUUACCGCGAGAAAGAUAGUAUCAAAAAACAAUCAGAUUCUAGCCUUACCAUCUGCAGAUUUUUUGCGCAAUACGAAAUUUUGCCGCGAAUAUUUUAAACUUAGUGACAUUGUUGAAAUUCCAUUUAUUUUGUCGAUGAAUACCAGUUUACUGCAACACCGGUAUUUCUCAUUGAUUGAACUGGGAUGCACGAAUGUAACUGCUAUUCAUAUUAUGAGAUUUCUGCAUAUUAUGAAAAAAUCUCCUGAAGAACUAACUACUGAAAAUUUAGCUUGCAACUUUAAACAAUCUUUAGAAGAUUGUCUGAAGUUCUUUGAUCCUGAGUAUAGGGAUGAAAAGAAAUUGCAUUUAAAUCGUCUUUACACUAAUGCAAGUUGUCUUCAAAAUAUCAAAGAAGCCAUGAAUGCAGAAUUUUUAUCAACUAAGUUAAAUAUCUCUUUAAGCAAGGCAUACCAGUUGUUCAAGAGCUAUCCUCCAAUACGAUUGCAAAGUAUCGUCAACACCAACCAUGUGUUAGAUCUUCUCUGUGGAAGAUUUGGAUUCUCUAUUUCAAAGAUUUUUCAAGCUCCUAGUUUGCUAUCAUUGCAUCAUGAAAAUGUAGAACUUUUCCUUGCAGAAGUGCCCAAUAUUUUAGGUGUAAGAACAUCAUAUGUGGUUUACAAGUUGCCAUUACUUCUAAGGCGACCAGUUGAAUCAGUUUUAGAAGUUGAACGUAUUUUAAAAAAAUUCAAUAUAAGUGAACAGCAAUUUAUUAACUGCCCAAAAGUUGUGAUACUUACACCAACUACACUUCAGCAAAGAUUGGAAGUUUUAUGCAAAUCAGAGGAUUUUUCUGUUCUUAAAUCAUACAAAAAGUUUUUAUGGUUGGUUUUCUAUUACAAGAAUGUUAAAAGUAGGCUUGCAUCUCUGAAAGAGUUUGAUAUUCCUACUGGCAUUUCUAUGUUUACGCUGUCAAAGCCUAAAUUUGAAAAAUAUUUGUGCUUCCGUGAAAGUCGUUGUCACAUUAAUGAUGUGUGCUUUUACCUUGCUGAUGCUCUGAAAUGUGAUGAAAGCAAUAUUGAAAUGAAACUAAGAGAGUAUCCUAAUUUUAGUUGUUCAUCUUUGCAAAAUUGUCGCCAAGUAGUGGAAUUUCUUUUUGAUUCUGGUGUAUCAAAACAGCAGUUAUAUAAUGGUGUUGGAAUAAUAUUUUAUGAUGCUGAUGUUGUUAAAAUGUUUUUUGAUAACCUAAAACGUCACCCAAGUGUUCAACCUUAUUCUGAAUGGGUUAACCAUUACAAUUUAAUUCAGUUAUUGAUAUAUUCUAUUGAAGUAGAAACUGGUUUUAUGGCAUCUCGACUAUGUAGUGCAAGAGCCAGAAUAGAAGAUGAGCCCCUUAUUUCUGCUAAUUACUCCCUGUAAAGAUAUUUGUAAAGCUUUAAAAAUUGCAAUUUAAUGAAUGUUAAUAAUUUUGCUAUGUAUAUAAAGUGUUUUGCAUAUAAAACUAA
This is a messenger RNA of Uloborus diversus, 1695 nucleotides long. RefSeq lists its product as uncharacterized. Gene Ontology annotation, cellular component: mitochondrial matrix. Gene Ontology annotation, molecular function: double-stranded DNA binding. The transcript has 3 exons. The record is from RefSeq and is a predicted model, not a curated record. Lineage: Eukaryota; Metazoa; Arthropoda; Arachnida; Araneae; Uloboridae. The coding region runs from base 8 to 1609 and encodes 533 amino acids. Gene Ontology annotation, biological process: termination of mitochondrial transcription; regulation of DNA-templated transcription.